This is a messenger RNA of Eurytemora carolleeae, 727 nucleotides long. RefSeq names its product sorting nexin-12 (gene Snx3). The record is from RefSeq and is a predicted model, not a curated record. The transcript has 6 exons. NCBI's taxonomy places the organism in Eukaryota, Metazoa, Arthropoda, Copepoda, Calanoida, Temoridae. Gene Ontology annotation, molecular function: phosphatidylinositol-3-phosphate binding. Bases 49 to 543 code for a protein of 164 amino acids. Gene Ontology annotation, biological process: endocytic recycling; late endosome to Golgi transport. Gene Ontology annotation, cellular component: retromer complex; early endosome membrane.
UUUGACAGACAGCUAGUUUCAAAAUAUUUUUUGUCUUUCAGAGUAAAAAUGUCUAUAAUGGCAAGCGAUGAUGCGACCAAGCGAUUAAGCAGUAAGAAGCAGACCCUGGAUGAUGCGUAUGCUGCGCCCGCCAAUUUCCUGGAGAUUGAUGUUAUCAAUCCGAUCACACACGGGGUCGGGAAUAAACGUUACACCGAUUACGAAUGCCGACUCAAGACAAACCUGCCGGUUUUCCGAGUAAAGGAGUCAAGUGUUCGACGACGAUUCUCUGAUUUUGAGUGGCUGAGGAAUGAGCUUGAACGUGAUUCUAAGAUUGUAGUCCCUCCACUACCAAGUAAGGCACUGAAGCGUCAGCUCCCGUUCCGUGGAGAUGACGGGAUCUAUGACGAGAACUUUAUCGAGGAUAGAAGAUCAGGCCUCGAGGGAUUCGUCAACAAAAUUGCUGGACAUCCUCUGGCUCAGAACGAAAAAUGUCUUCAUAUGUUCCUUCAGGACCCCAAUAUUGACCGAAACUAUGUUCCCGGAAAGAUCAGGAACGCCUGAACCGAAGAAAAACCCAGGAUAUUGACAGAUAGAUAAAUAUAUAUUCAUGAAUAUAUAAAUAUACAGGGUUAGUCACUAAACAUUAAACUGGAAACAACGAUAAUAUGCUUCAUAUGUGAGUGCUUGAAUCCUUAUAGUUCCGUGUUUUUUGAACAACCUUGGAUAUCGGAAGAUUUAUAAUUGU